UUGACACCCGCUUCAAUUUUAUCACAAUUUUUUGCUGUUAUUUUAGGUUCGAAGUACUCGUAUCUCUUCUAUGGUAACAAAGUGUACUCUAUCCUAGAUGAUAGGGUAGUUUCCUCGAAUAAAAUUGGUGAGCUGUUCCCAUCAGGCCCUGAUUCGGUGAACGCUGCUGUGUAUGACGUGGAAAACGGAAUAGUUGUCCUAGUGCAUGAACGAUCAGUUUAUGGUUACAAGGAAGUUGGAGCAAACUCAAUGAGACUUGAUUCUUCUUAUCCUAAGGUGAGCAAUACAAUUUGCACACAUUUUUACCAUAGGUUCUGCGAGAAUCGACUGCAAAAAUGAUG
Messenger RNA from Cylicostephanus goldi, 341 nucleotides. The record is from the annotation of a GenBank genome assembly. NCBI's taxonomy places the organism in Eukaryota, Metazoa, Nematoda, Chromadorea, Rhabditida, Strongylidae.